CAAAAGCGCAUCUUGUGUCAUCAUGGUCGGUGGCAUCUCCAUGCAAGGCAUCACGACAGUGGGUAUCAUCGGCGCUGGAUUGCUAGGAAGUGCCAUCGCAUUUGAUCUGGCGAUGCAUGGCGUGAAAGUGGUCCUGUUCGACCGCGACCCAACGAUCACGACGCCGGACGCCCUUCGACACGCCAGCUAUGCCGUCCUGCAGCCAUUGUGGCGACUGGGAUACAUCCCUCAAAUCAUGGUGGGCAAUGCUGUCAAGAACAUCCGCGGGGUCCAUACGCUGGAAGGAGUGGCGGAGCAUGCGCCGCAGUUGAUCAUCGAAGCGAUUCCGGAAGAUUUGGCAUUGAAGAAGAGCCUUCUCCGUGAACUGGAGAGACUGACCCCUCCCACGACCAUCUUGGGCACCUCUAGCAUAUCGUUGAACGUGAACGACAUUGCUGCAGGAUGCCUCCGCCCGGCCAACUUCCUCGGCAUUCGCUUCAUGCAUCCGUGCGUGCUCAUUCCGUUUGUGGAACUCACGGCCUCUGCGAGCACAGACCCCGAAACGCUGCUUCGCGUGCAAAGUUACUUGAGCACAGUGCACAAAAUAUGCAGCACUGGACCCACGCGACGGGUCCUCAAUAAAUCCGAUGUCAACUCGUAUCAACUGGAGCAUGCGAAGGCGUUGGGCUUCUACCACGAGUCCCUGCCCAUGGCCAAACCCGUCCCUGCAGCAUCCCUUGGCCACCGUCACGCGCAUUGAGUAAGAGUCUGUCUAGUCGAUUCAACGAUAACAAUACACUACAAUUGACUUUGCACAAAAAGGGCAAUUAUAUAAAUAAUGGACGACU
Molecule: messenger RNA, 827 nt
Organism: Aphanomyces astaci
Lineage: Eukaryota; Oomycota; Saprolegniomycetes; Saprolegniales; Verrucalvaceae
Exons: 3
Coding region: 23-739 (238 amino acids)
Biological process (GO): fatty acid metabolic process
Molecular function (GO): NAD+ binding
Source: RefSeq, a predicted model, not a curated record